Messenger RNA from Prunus mume (Japanese apricot), 870 nucleotides. NCBI's taxonomy places the organism in Eukaryota, Viridiplantae, Streptophyta, Magnoliopsida, Rosales, Rosaceae. The record is from RefSeq and is a predicted model, not a curated record.
AUGCAAACCAAUCAGAAUUUUCAAAAUGCAGUGAACAAGCUAGAAGUGCAAGUUGGGCAGAUUGCAUCCUCCUUGAGAAAUAGAGCAUCCGGAACAUUUCCAAGCCAAACGGAGGUGAAUCCAAGGCAUCAAGAGCAUGCUAAAGCAGUACACAUCUUGAGAAGUGGUAAACAAGUUGAUAAUAAGGUUGGAGAUGCCAAUGAAGAGCAAGAAGAUGGAGAAAAUGUGGAGAUCAUUCAACCACCACAUGGGCAGCCCACAGGUUCCACCAAACAGCCCCUCAAUGCUCUUGGAAAGAGCACAGGCCCUAAGGUAUCAUCUAAUGCUAAUCAAGUUCCAAUUUCAACUAAUGCUUUUAGGCCUAUUACACCCUUUCCCAGCAGGUUAUCAAAGUCAAAGAAAGAUCAAGGCUUGGAUGAGAUAAUGAAAACAUUCAAGAAGGUGCAAAUUAACAUCCCAUUGCUCAAUGCCAUUUCUCAUAUUCCAAAGUAUGCAAAUUUUUUGAAGGAUCUAUGCACUAACAAGAGGAGAUUCAAAGAGCAUGAACAAGUUGCAUUGAGUAAAGAGGUAAGUGCAGUGUUACAAAGAAAGCUACCUCCAAAGCUAAAGGAUCCAGGUUCAUUUUCUAUACCUUGCAUAGUUGGUGAUUUUAAGUUUCAAAAAGCUUUGCUUGAUCUUGGUGCUUCUAUAAAUCUUAUGCCAUAUCAUGUUUAUGAUCAGAAACUUAACCUUGGUGAGUUGCAAGCCACAACUGUGAGCAUUCAAUUAGCAGAUAGAACUAUUUGGUACCCCAAGGGCAUUCUAGAAGACGUUUUGGUGAACGAAGAAGGUUUAAUCUUGCCAGUCGAUUUCUUAGUCCUGGAGAUGUAA